CCUACUCCAAUGCAUUAUCAUAUAUUUGGCCAGAAUAUUUCCCUCAGCAAAUCACCCGUUAUACACAACGCCGCAUUCGCAGCACAUCGCCUUCCGCAUAGCUAUGAUAUCCGAGACUGCGAUGGCCUGGGCGAAAUCGAACAUCUGAUCAAAGACAACGACUUCGGAGGUGCCAGUGUCACGAUGCCGCACAAACUGAGCGUGGAUCGCUACUGCGAUCAGAUCUCUGACGCCGCGGCCGCAAUCGGCGCAAUAAACACUCUGAUUGCCCGCCAGAACGUGAACACAGGACAGCAAUGCAUAUACGGUGAUAAUACCGACUGGUCUGGUCUGUUCAAUAUUGUGUCGAAGGACCAGCAUUUGAGAUCGGUGGACAGGCCCGUGGGACUGAUCAUUGGGGCUGGCGGCGCGGCCAGAGCAGGUAUUUACGCUCUGGUCCAGGCAGGGAUUCAGAAGAUUUGGGUGUUGAAUCGAACAUUCGACAAAGCUCAAAAAGUGGCAGACGAUUUCCAAAAGAUUGCCAAUGUUACUGCCGUUGCCAGUUCUGUUGAGAUUUUGGAAUCACCUGAUGUCAUUAUUGGGACCAUACCAGGGGAAGCCAUGCCAGUUCAUGCGUUUGUAGAUCUAUUCCAAAAGGAAAGAGGUCUAUGCAUCGAAAUGUCUUAUAAGCCACCCGUCACAAAUUUUCUUUCGGCUGCCAGCACACAUCCGGGGUGGGACAAAGCUGAUGGACUGGAGGUGCUUUUGCAGCAGGCGUUCGAUCAGUCGAGGUUAUGGACCGGGAAAGAAGCACCGGAGGAAGUUAUGAGAAAGGCCAUGGAUGAUUCCUUUCCCGAUUUUGGCAAGACGUCAAAGGAUGGAUAUGGAACCGUUGGCAAGGUUCGCAUCUAG
Aspergillus steynii IBT 23096 is the source of this 891-nucleotide messenger RNA. RefSeq names its product shikimate dehydrogenase family protein. The transcript has a single exon. Gene Ontology annotation, molecular function: shikimate 3-dehydrogenase (NADP+) activity. Gene Ontology annotation, biological process: shikimate metabolic process; chorismate biosynthetic process. Lineage: Eukaryota; Fungi; Ascomycota; Eurotiomycetes; Eurotiales; Aspergillaceae. Gene Ontology annotation, cellular component: cytoplasm. The annotation marks the transcript as partial. The record is from RefSeq and is a predicted model, not a curated record.